GCGAUCAGAAAAACUUUUCAAAACUUUGGCCAGCUUCUGUCCCCCCGACGCGUAGUUCCCGAUGGUCCGCCCCGGGCAAGGCUCGGGGCGCCCCCUCCCCCUCCCCGCCUCCUGUGAGGCGCGCGGAGCCGCCGCCCCCGUUGAGGGUCUCACGGGCUGACGGGCGGGCUGGCGGGCGCGCAGCUAGUGGCCGCCGCCGCGGUAACCGUCCGCCUGCUCGGGCUCUGCCCCACGGCCUGCCCCGCCGCAGCAUGGACUACCUGACCACGUUCACGGGCAAGAGCGGGCGCCUUCUGCGGGGCACGGCCAGCCGCCUGUGGGGCUUCGGGGGUGGCGGCGAGGCCCGGCAGGUGCGCUUCGAGGAUUACCUGAGGGAGCCCGCCCAGGGGGACCCCGGGUGCGGGGCCCCGCCCCACCGGCCCCCGGCGCCGUCCAGCCCGGAGGGACCCGACACUGGCCAAAAGAAGACCCUAGACAAGAAAGAUGGGAGACGAAUGUCUUUUCAGAAACCUAAAGGCACUAUUGAGUAUGCUGUUGAAUCAAGGGAUUCUUUGAAUAGUAUAGCCCUGAAAUUUGAUACAACGCCCAACGAACUUGUUCAGUUAAAUAAGUUAUUCUCCCGAGCAGUUGUUACUGGACAGGUUUUAUAUGUUCCUGAUCCUGAAUAUGUCUCCAGUGUUGAGAGCUCUCCAUCUCUAAGCCCCAUAAGUCCUCUGUCACCAACAUCGUCUGAGGCUGAAUUUGAUAAGACCACUGUACGUAUCCUUGCUUUUCAAAGAUAGCUUGAAGAAAUCUCACUGUAUAUGUAUAUAUCAUCAUGGUUUUUUAAUCCUACUUUGACUAUGGUUAGAAAGAAAUUUUUUACUUUUUAUUUUGUUACUUAAAUUUGUAAAUCCCAGUUUUUAGAGUGAAGCAUUCUUAUUUAAACCAGGCAGCUUCAAUUGACUUACUA
Equus caballus (horse) is the source of this 952-nucleotide messenger RNA. The record is from RefSeq and is a predicted model, not a curated record. NCBI's taxonomy places the organism in Eukaryota, Metazoa, Chordata, Mammalia, Perissodactyla, Equidae.